UCAAGGUUUCAAUAUUCGUAGUAGCGAAGUAUUAACAUUUAAAAUUGUUCUCAGUUUAUUUAACGGAAAAGUGCUUUCAAGUUUUCACAUUUCACUCAUAAACAUACUUACAAACACUUACAUUUAUCAGUAUAUAUUUGUAAAUAAUAAUUCUGUGCGAAUACAUUUUGAGUAUAUUUAUGUGUUAAUCUAAUUCUACAACUUUCGAAUAAGUCGAAAUGUUGUACUACGCGGGCAGUUGAAUUGAAACUUCGUCACACUCGUACUUCUAACGUGGUGCAGAGUGGUAAAAACCACUGUAACAGUUUAUAAGAUAAUGACCAUGGAUAGUAGCAUAGAAAUAAUUGGUUGUCCCAGCCACUCAGCUUUAACAACGCCGUUUUUACUUUCUUCGCCACCUGUUGGGCAUCAUCAUGCAACUUUUAAUUUACAAACUGUUCAACUAAGCUUUGAUACAUGUUUAACUUACAAUACCACAACUAUAUGUAACCCAGAUGCACAUGGUUGCAUUGCCACUGUUAAUUUAAUGACUGAACCAUCAUCAUUGGUUGCGACAAAUGGCUCGGAUACGGUAACGGCACCAACCUGUUUACAAACGCGUACACUCACAUCGUUGAAUACAAAUUCAUUUUCUGUUGCAACUUCAAAAUCAUCUCUUAGUCAAUGUUCUUCUUUGCGUAAAGUUCAUUGCCAGCCAUAUGAGCAAAAGCUUGACAAAAAAUUUGAAUCUAAUAAUUCUUACAAUCAAUCACUGGAAAAUACGAAAAAGCGUCACUUGAAAUCGUCUGACAAUAAUAAUCAAUCACAAUGCUCAUUAGGAAAUAUAGUAAGCAAUCGAAUUCCUGACGAAAAAGAUAAAUUAGACGACCUCAAUACACCUAUCACCACUAAUAGUGAUUUACCUUCAUUUUUUGGACCAGCUGCAUUAGUUGAACCACCUCCAAUAUCAGGAAGUCUAACUAAUUCUGAGCUCUCACUGGAAGAGGAACCAAUCGAUGGAGAAGUUUCUCGUCACUCAUGUGAAAAGCAUGAUUCGAAAUCCCAAAAUUGCAUUUGCCAUGACUCAAAUCAGCCACCAUCCCGAUUGACAAAUUGUAGCCAUUCUUCCAAUAUAUCUUUGGUUGAUGACAUUGAUAUAAAAUCGAAUGCAUCAUCAAGUGGAGUUAUUUUAUAUUCUGUUCCAAAUUCUUCCAUCGCUGAACCGUCUAUUUCUAAUAACGUUUCUAUUUCUACAAUGCCAACAUUAAAAUACAGUGCUGUUUUUGCUACGUCAUAUACACAGGCUAUUGACAAUGACUGUAGUAACAAUCGAUCUACACACAAUUUGAGCUCUCCUGCAACGUGGAGUACAUCAGGAAAUGAAAAUAAUUCUACUCAUGUUACAUUUCCACAUUCUAAUAUUAACUCCGAAUAUCAUAAUGAAAAUUCUGACUUAUUAGUAAUAGAAUCAAAACCACCUAUCUCAGAUUAUCGCAACAAUGGAGAUUCAGAAACUACAAACUGGUUGAAUGCUCGAGAUGAAUCUUAUGGAAAUAAUAUGAUAACUCAACAAUUGAUUGAGAAUCUUCAAGAAACAGUUUUGAAACAAGAACCAUCUAACAAUACAAUUUUUUGUCAACAAUCAUGUAUGGAAACGCCAGAAUUAGAAAUGCAACUGGCUGAAUACAAUCCAAGUACUUCUAAGGGCCACGAAAUUCUAUCACAAGUUUAUCAACAUAGCUCGACCCCAUUGAAAUUAAUGCCUGUCAAACCAAGAAAGUACCCCAAUCGACCAAGUAAAACACCCGUACAUGAACGCCCUUAUGCUUGCCCAGUUAAUAAUUGUGACCGACGAUUUUCAAGAAGUGAUGAGCUUACAAGACAUAUUCGUAUUCACACGGGUCAAAAACCAUUCCAGUGUCGAAUUUGUAUGCGUUCAUUUUCAAGGAGCGAUCAUCUAACAACCCAUGUACGAACCCAUACUGGAGAGAAGCCAUUUUGUUGUGAUCUUUGUGGAAGGAAGUUUGCUCGGAGCGAUGAAAAAAAAAGACAUACUAAAGUUCAUUUGAAACAAAAACAUAAACGCGAAAUGAAUCAUUCCUCUAUGCAUGACCACUUAAUUGUGAAUCAUUAGAAAAUAACUGUUAACUCGAAAAUAUGUAAAAUUAAUAAAAUUUAUUUUUGGUAAGAUUAGUAUGUUUCCAAAUUAGUGCAAUAAUAAAUAAGUUCUUAUAUUUUAUCGAUGUACAUAUACAUAUAUAAUUCUU
Trichogramma pretiosum is the source of this 2246-nucleotide messenger RNA. Its product is annotated as early growth response protein 1-like. NCBI's taxonomy places the organism in Eukaryota, Metazoa, Arthropoda, Insecta, Hymenoptera, Trichogrammatidae. Gene Ontology annotation, biological process: regulation of transcription by RNA polymerase II. Gene Ontology annotation, molecular function: DNA-binding transcription factor activity, RNA polymerase II-specific; RNA polymerase II cis-regulatory region sequence-specific DNA binding. Bases 317 to 2113 code for a protein of 598 amino acids. The record is from RefSeq and is a predicted model, not a curated record. The transcript is spliced from 3 exons.